Messenger RNA from Penicillium lagena, 1764 nucleotides. RefSeq names its product glycoside hydrolase family 47 protein. NCBI's taxonomy places the organism in Eukaryota, Fungi, Ascomycota, Eurotiomycetes, Eurotiales, Aspergillaceae. Bases 1 to 1764 code for a protein of 587 amino acids. Gene Ontology annotation, molecular function: calcium ion binding; mannosyl-oligosaccharide 1,2-alpha-mannosidase activity. The transcript is spliced from 3 exons. The record is from RefSeq and is a predicted model, not a curated record. Gene Ontology annotation, biological process: N-glycan processing; carbohydrate metabolic process. Gene Ontology annotation, cellular component: Golgi membrane; endoplasmic reticulum.
AUGAUCUACCGGCGUCGGAGUAAACAGAAUCUCACCGUAACGGUCAUCCUCAUCUUCCUCGGCUACUUCGUCUACAACCGGUUCCUUCGCGGCCCAAUUCACCCUCCAGAGCCCGUUCGCGGCCAGCCUCCCAAGGAAGGCCAACAACAUUGGGCCAAGCACGAGUACAACUACCCUGUCGAUUCCUAUCUCGCAUUGCCGACCAAAUACGCUCGCCUCCCCAAGAUCCAACACGAUUUCCCGGGGGAAUCAUGGAUCCAACGAUCCGCACGAGUCAAGAAGCAGAAUGCAGUCAAGGAGGCGUUCCUGCACGCGUGGAAUGGAUACAAAACACAUGCAUGGUCUCGGGAUGAAGUCUCCCCAGAAAGUGGUGGGUUUCGGGACCCCUUCAGUGGGUGGGGAGCCACGCUGGUCGAUUCGCUGGACACUCUGAUUAUCAUGGGACUGGAUAAGGAAUUCAAAGAGGCCCUCAUGGCUCUGGAGGAUAUCGACUUCACCAUCACCAGACAGCGCGAUAUCAACGUCUUCGAGACGGUCAUCCGAUAUGUGGGUGGUUUUUUGGCGGCGUACGACCUGAGCGAGGGCAAACAUCCAAUCCUCCUCAAAAAGGCCGUUGAGCUCUCAGACAUGCUGUACGAUUGUUUUGACACGAAAAACCGAAUGCCGCAGGCGCGUUGGAACUGGGCCACGUCUAUCAAAGGCGGAGAACUUCACCCGGGUACCUCCACCGUCAUGUCAGAGCUUGGUUCUUUUUCGGUGGAAUUCACCCGUCUCACGCAACUGACCGGCGAUCUGAAGUACUACGAUGCGGCCCAGCGGAUUAUGAACGAGCUGGAUCGCGCCCAGGAAACCACCCACUUGCCUGGGUUGUGGCCCAAGUUCGUUGAUGCGAACUCACUGAAAUUCGAGCGAAAUGAUUUCGGCAUCGGCGCCUGUGCGGAUUCCACCUACGAGUACCUUCCCAAGCAGCAUAUCAUGGUUGGAGGUGCAAGCGACCAGUACCGCCGAAUGUACGAAUCCGCCAUGGAUCCGAUCAAAAAGCACAUCGUCUUCCGCGCCAUGACCAAAGAUGAGGACCAGCACAUUUUGUUCCCCGCCGAUAUCAAAGUCAAUAGCGCCAAGGGGACCAUUUCAUCGCACAUUUACACUGCAAUGCAUCUCAGUUGUUUCAUCGGCGCGACCAUCGGCCUCGGCGCAAAGCUUUUCAACCGUCCAGAGGAUAUGUACUAUGCUCGUGGACUGACCGAUGGCUGCAUCUGGGCUUACGAUGUGUUCCCCCACGGCGUUAUGGCCGAAGAGUUUAAAGUGGUUCCUUGCGACAACAUGGACAGCUGUGCUUGGGACGAGAAGAAGUGGUUAGAUACAAUUUCCUCCGAUACCGACUAUGCAAGAAGCAGAGUCAAAACCGAGAAACUCCCGCCGGGAGUCAUCAACGUCCAGGAUUCGAACUACAAACUCAGACCCGAGGCCAUCGAAUCCGUCUUUUACAUGUGGCGCAUCUCGGGAGACCAGUUCUACCAGGACGCCGCAUGGCGCAUGUUCAAGAACAUCGACGCGAUCACCCGCACCAAAUUCGGCCACUCCGCCGUUUACGACGUGCGUGAUGAUGAGCCCAGGAAAAAAGAUGAAAUGGAGAGUUUCUGGACUGCCGAGACGCUCAAGUACUUCUAUCUCACCUUUUCGGAUCCCAAUCUCGUGAGUCUCGAUGACUACGUCUUCAACACUGAGGCACAUCCUUUCCGACGGCCCACUUCUUCGCUAUAG